Argentina anserina (silverweed cinquefoil) is the source of this 3926-nucleotide messenger RNA. RefSeq names its product protein NLP4-like. Bases 809 to 3535 code for a protein of 908 amino acids. The record is from RefSeq and is a predicted model, not a curated record. Gene Ontology annotation, molecular function: protein binding; DNA-binding transcription factor activity. The transcript has 5 exons. NCBI's taxonomy places the organism in Eukaryota, Viridiplantae, Streptophyta, Magnoliopsida, Rosales, Rosaceae.
GACUCAUGGGAGGCAUUGGGAGGCCGGAGGGGGAGAGGGGAGCUGUGGCUCGAGAGCAUGAGCGCAUGCAUCUCUCUCUGCAACCUCAAUGCGAUUUCUAUAUUGGUGAAAGUGUGUGCCAAGCCACGAUCUACUCUCUCUCUCUCUCUCUCUCUCUCUCUCUCUCUCUCUCUCUCUCUCUCUUUAACUCGCCGUUGAACAAAUCAUGAUUCCCACCGAUUUCCACUUCUUCAAGUCAUUGCGUCAUCACCCUAAAGAAUCCACCUUUCUGAUUCUCUCUCAAUCUCUAUCUCUCAGCUUCUUCUGAACUCUCUCUUAUUCUUAAGCUCCUUGCUUGCUUCAUCAUUCGAUAUGUUCUAGUUGACUUUACAGCCGUGAGAAAGUACAAUGUCCAUGAUGGGUUGUUUUGCAUACGUAUGACCGGGACCCACGUGGGCCAAAGUUGGAAUCUUUCUUUCUCCCCGCAUAUAAUCAAGAUUCAGUAUAGUCGGUCCAGAUUGAAAGCUUUGGAAUUGUGGGAGGGGAUUUGGUCCUUUCUUUUGAGAUUGAGUUGUGUCUUGUUUCUGUACUCUACUGUCUCCCUCUGUUGCUCUCUUUGUUCCUUGUGUUGCAGACACUGUUUUCAUGGGUAAUUCAGGAAAGUGUAUAUAAAAACAUCCACUUGGGUAUCUUGAGGAAUCUUCAACCGACUGGGAUUUGAAGGCAGAACAGUGCAAGUUGAAUUGCUCUUGUGAUAUCCUCUUUAUCAAUCAGCUUCCAGCUUAGAGUUCAUUCAUUCCUAAUUCAAGGAUUCAGCAAAAGGGUGAUCAUGGAAGAUGAUGUUUUAUCACCAGCUACCAUGCUGGGAGCUCCAACUGAUUCCGCAAUGGAUUUAGACUUCAUGGAUGAAUUGUUCUUAGAUGGAUGCUGGUUGGAAGCAACGGAGGGACCUGGAUUUCCUAAUCAGAGCCCCCUAAAUUCUGGUGCCAUCAUGGACUCGUCUUUCUGGCCUACAUCGGGGACCAAUGGAAAUUUCUACGCAAAUCCUUUUCAGACCAUUAAUCAAGCUCAGACACCACUGUUUAAUGAACUCCAGGAAGAAGCUCCAGCCAAUAUACCAUCUUCUAGCCAGACUAUGACAGAUAUUGUUAAAAUCUCCGGUCAGUCAGGAAAUUCUAUAAUCCAAGGUCAUGGCCUUAGUAGAGGUAUCUGGAUUGGUCGCAUAGAGAAUCAAGUUUCUGCACCGUCUGUGCUGGAGAGAUUAAAGAUGGCACUUGUGUACAUGAAAGAUAUCAUGAGGGACAAAAAUGUUCUUGUACAGGUAUGGUUGCCAGUGAAUAGAGGGGGUAGACGUGUUCUAACAACUAAUGAUCUACUUUCCUCACUUGAUUCUAGCUGUCCAAGGCUUGCCAAGUAUCACGACAUCUCUGUGAAGUAUGAGUUCUCAAUUGGAGGAAACUCUAAAGAGUUAGUUGAGGGCUUGCCUGGUCGAGUGUUCUCGGCAAAGGUUCCUGAGUGGACUCCUGAUGUUCGAUUAUUUAGGCGUGAUGAGUACCCAAGGGUUGGUGAUGCUAAACGGUAUGAUGUUCGUGGAACUUUUGCCCUCCCAAUCUUUGAACAAGGUUGUCAGACUUGCUUGGGUGUAAUUGAGGUUGUUACAACCACCCAGAAGGUGCAGUAUCAACCUGAGCUUGAUAGUGUUUGCAAGGCACUUGAGGCUGUUGAUCUUCGGAGUUCAGAAAAUCUGAAUACUCAUACUCUUAAGCAGGUGAAUAAAAAGCCCUACCAAGCUGUAUUGCCUGAGAUUCAAGAGGUUAUGAAAUCUGCAUGUGAAACGCAUAACUUGCCCUUGGCACAAACUUGGGUGUCAUGUAUCCAACAAGGCAAAGAUGGUUGCCGACAUUCUGAUGACAACUACGUUCACUGCGUUUCAACUGUGGAUCAUGCUUGCCACGUGGCUGAUCCCCCUAUCCGGGGUUUUCAUGAAGCCUGCUCUGAACAUCACCUGUUAAAAGGCCAAGGCAUAGUUGGGAGAGCUUUCAUGACUAAUCAACCAUGCUUUUCAGAUGAUAUAACUUCCUCUGGUAAAACGGAGUAUCCUUUAUCUCAUCAUGCCAGGAUGUUUAACUUGCAUGCAGCUGUUGCGAUACGUCUACGGAGCAUCCACACUGGUUCAACUGAUUUUGUCCUGGAAUUCUUCUUGCCAGUGGAUUGCAGGGAUCCUGAAGAACACAAGAAGAUGCUAACUUCACUGUCUUUGAUCAUACAAAAUCUCUGCCGGAGCUUACGGGUUGUCACAGACAAGGAGUUAGAGGAAGAAAUAGAUUUGCCAGUCAGUGAAGUGACCAUCCCUUCAGAUCCCAGGCCUAGUAGUAUUGGCUCUUUUCCGGAGAUGCAACAGACUGAUAAUGAUGUCUCCAUAAUCCCAAAGGAAAAGGCAAGGAAGAUGCCAAGUCCGAGAUCGUCAAAGUUCAGGCCACAAGACUUGAACGUAAAAGAAGGUGUUGACAGUGUUGGAGAGUUUUCUAAAAUCGGUGAGGGUAGCUUCUCAAGUGUUGGUGUGAGUAAGACAGGAGAGAAAAGGCGUACCAAAGCAGAAAAAGCUAUCACCUUGGAAGUUCUUCGAAAAUAUUUUUCUGGUAACCUGAAAGAUGCUGCAAAGAGUCUUGGAGUUUGCUCCACAACCUUGAAAAGGAUAUGCCGACAACAUGGAAUCAAACGAUGGCCAUCUCGGAAAAUCAAGAAGGUUGGUCACUCCCUAGAGAAACUGCAGCGUGUAAUUGAUUCGGUCCAAGGUGCGUCCAGUGUUUUCCAAAUCAAUUCUUUCUAUACAAACUAUCCAGAGCUAGCCUCUCCAAAUUUGUCUGGGACCAGCCCGUUUUCAACUUCAAAGCUGAUUGAUCAGUCAAGGCCAUCAGAUGUGCCACCUGAAGGUGGUGUUUUGAGUCCCCAAGCUACUGCAUCAAAAUCUCCAUCGUCUUCAUGUAGUCAGAGUUCCAGUUCAAGCCAGUGCUGUUCCAGCAAGACAGAGCAGUGUCUUCCCACAUGGAGCGUCGCAGGUAGUGACGAUCCUAUUGGUGGAGAUAAUAGAAUGUUGAAGAGGGUCAGAAGUGAAGCAGAGUUGAAUGCCCUUCGUCAAAUUGGAGUGGAAGAGCUAAUGCAAAGAUCCCAGAGCCAUAAAAAUCUCUGUGAGCAACAAAACUUGCAGUCUUUUUGUCCUCCAUUGAAAUAUGAUGGCCAGAUAGCUCAAGACGGGGCUGCUCGAAAAGUAAAAGUCACAUAUGGAGAUGAGAAAACUCGGUUUCGCAUUCAAAAUAACUGGAGAUUUGGAGAUUUGGAGCAAGAAAUCGCAAAGCGAUUUGGUAUAAACGACAUGAGUAGAUUUGAUAUCAAGUACUUGGAUGAUGAUUCAGAGUGGGUCUUGUUAACAUGUGAUGCAGAUUUGGAUGAGUGCCUUGAAGUAUGUCGCUCUUCACGAUGUAGUACAAUUAAGCUCUCCGUUCAGCUUUCUCGUCGUCGGUUAGAAAGGUUCUUAGGCAGCGGUGGCCCUUCUUGACGGAUUGUAACUCGUAAAGAGUUUCAUGAGUUGCAACAUGGAUUAAGAACUGCGAACUGCACUUUCAGGUUAAAUCUAGUCCAGGUGUUGAAACCUUGCAUAAAUUGGAGCAUGGGAACGGAAGUUUCACGUCUUGACUGAAUCUGUUGAAAACAAUCAGCGUUGUUAUCUGGGACCUUCAUGCUCCAUCAAUUAGUUAUAUUAACUAGCUAGUUAAUAGUUGUCUGUACAUUGUAGUGAAUGAAAAUAAUUGUUCCUUUUGUUCAAAUUAUGGAGCAAGCAUUGUGUUUCUUUUUCCCCAUUCUGAUAAAUUAUAUCAAAUCAUAUGAUUUUGUCGACAGCGCAUUGCAACGUCCAGUGUGUCUGGCUGCGCCGGAGCAUAAAAAUGACC